Molecule: messenger RNA, 2136 nt
Organism: Marchantia polymorpha subsp. ruderalis
Lineage: Eukaryota; Viridiplantae; Streptophyta; Marchantiopsida; Marchantiales; Marchantiaceae
Source: the annotation of a GenBank genome assembly
CACCUGGACUCUUGUUCCCGCCCCGCUGCCAGUCGCCGGCCCCCACCACCACCUCUGGUCCUGGGCCCGCAGAGCCAGCCCCAGCCCCAGCAGCAGACGGCGAGCAAAGCCGCGAACACGACGGGCAGCCCCGAAAGCUUUGCUGCGGAUACUUUAGCUCCCCGUGAGCGGGCGCUCCAAAGCAGGCCAGCGGCAGAAGAGCUUGUGCAGCUAUAAGCUUGGCUGGGCCCGUUCUUUGCUGCGCAUCGCACUGCUCGAUCUCCGAAAGGAUUGAAAGCGGGAGGAAAGUCGCAGUAGAAGAGGACGGGGCGGGAAGAUAUUAUCGACGAUACUAAACCUGGCAGGGUCGAGGGCGAAGUGGAGGAGGAGGCAGGGAAGGAGGAGAGGAGAGGAGCUGCAGUAGUCUUUCGCUGAGUGCACUUCCUUGAGGUGAAGUCAGCGAUCGGAGAGGAGGAGGAGGAGGAGUAGGAGGAGCAGCAGCGGCAGCAGCAGAAGAAGAAGCAGCGGCGGCAUUCUGUUCGAGUGUCGCUCGGAGGUCGAAGGGGAAUUCUGCCGGACCGAUCUUUAAGCUGCAGCAAUUUGGACUGCUAUUUAAUCUUUUUUAGACUUGUUGGCGCAUACAGAAAGCAAAUCCAAGAUCAUACCAGUUCGUCAAGAUGCGUGAAAUUUUACAUAUUCAGGGUGGACAAUGUGGAAACCAGAUCGGAGCCAAGUUCUGGGAAGUAGUCUGUGACGAGCAUGGUAUUGAUCCCACUGGGACCUAUCAGGGUACCUCCGACUUGCAGUUGGAGCGAGUGAAUGUGUAUUAUAAUGAAGCCAGCGGAGGGCGGUACGUCCCUCGCGCGGUUCUCAUGGAUCUUGAGCCCGGCACCAUGGAUAGUGUUCGAUCAGGUCCUUAUGGACAGAUCUUUAGACCCGACAACUUCGUCUUUGGGCAAACUGGAGCUGGAAACAAUUGGGCUAAGGGGCACUACACCGAAGGGGCUGAACUCAUAGACUCUGUUCUCGAUGUGGUCCGAAAGGAGGCUGAGAGCUGCGACUGUCUUCAAGGUUUCCAGGUGUGCCAUUCGCUUGGUGGAGGAACUGGAUCUGGUAUGGGUACUCUCCUCAUAUCUAAAAUACGAGAAGAAUAUCCCGACAGAAUGAUGCUCACUUUCUCAGUGUUCCCUUCGCCCAAGGUUUCCGACACUGUCGUCGAGCCCUACAACGCUACUCUGUCAGUACAUCAGCUCGUAGAGAACGCCGAUGAAUGCAUGGUGCUCGACAACGAGGCUUUGUAUGAUAUCUGCUUCAGAACGCUGAAGUUGAUAACACCUACAUUCGGUGACCUGAAUCACUUAAUCUCCGCGACGAUGAGCGGUGUUACCUGCUGUCUCCGAUUCCCCGGUCAGCUCAAUUCCGAUCUCCGGAAGCUCGCCGUCAACCUUAUUCCCUUUCCCCGCCUCCAUUUUUUCAUGGUUGGUUUUGCCCCUUUGACCUCAAGAGGAUCCCAACAGUACAGAGCACUUACGGUGCCCGAGCUCACCCAACAGAUGUGGGACGCGAAGAACAUGAUGUGCGCAGCUGACCCGCGCCACGGACGAUAUCUCACGGCUUCUGCCAUGUUCAGAGGGAAAAUGAGCACGAAGGAGGUGGAUGAGCAAAUGAUUAACGUUCAAAAUAAGAAUUCCUCUUACUUUGUCGAAUGGAUCCCUAACAAUGUGAAAUCCAGCGUCUGCGACAUCCCUCCCACAGGAUUAAAAAUGUCUUCAACAUUUGUUGGGAACUCUACCUCUAUUCAAGAAAUGUUCAGGCGUGUUAGCGAGCAGUUUACUGCCAUGUUUAGGAGAAAAGCUUUCUUGCAUUGGUACACAGGAGAGGGCAUGGACGAGAUGGAAUUCACGGAGGCUGAGAGCAACAUGAACGAUCUGGUAUCAGAAUAUCAGCAAUAUCAGGAUGCCAGCGCAGAGGAAGAACCUGAGUACGAGGAUGAGGGUGAUGAGGCUUAGAUUUUGUGUUUUUUUUUCGAGGCGUCUAAGUCUUAGUUAUGUUGACAGGAUUUUCUGUCUCUGUAGUCUGUAUAUUUAACUAAUCAGCACUGCAAACUCAUGUCUUUUCAUUUUCAAUAAAUAAAGUUGAACCGAGGCCUUUUCCGCU